AUGGAGUCCGCCGACACCCACACUCUUGUUGCGGCCACGCCCAUUGACAAUGCAGACAAGCUCAAGAAGACCCCUUCCCCAAACAACGUCUACAAGACUAACUCCCUUCAACAUGUUGACUCGACCGACUUUCCCGAGCUGCCAGAACCCUUCUGGAGCAAGUACCUCCCCAAUCCGUACAGCGAGAAGCGUGUGCUCAACCUCACCCCCUUCCAGAUGAAGUGGGCCGUCCAGCUCGUCGCCGGUAUCGCCAUUCUGUUCUUUGGUUUCGAUCAAGGUGUCAUGUCAGGCGUCAACGAAUCCAAAGACUACCUCCGCCUCAUGGGCACCGCUUCGGGCGUCGAUGGCAACGAGACAGAGCGAGACAGCGCUGCUAUCGGUGGAAUCGUCGCUAUCUACUACCUCGGCACGUUGCUGGGCGGUUUCCUUGGUGGUUAUAUGGCCGACAAUGCUGGUCGCAUGAAGACCAUCCUCUUUGGCUCCUUCUGGGUCGUUCUCGGCGCCUCCCUUCAGGUCUCCGCCCAGAACAUCACAUGGAUGAUGAUUGCCAGAGUACUCUGUGGCAUAGGAACAGGAAUCUACAAUGCCGUGGUGCCUGUCUGGGUAGCCGAGCUGUCCCGUCAUGACAAACGCGGGCAGGCCAUCGGGUUUGAGUUCACUGCAAACAUCGCGGGUCUAGCCCUAGUCUACUGGAUCUCUUUCGCAGUGAGAGACAUGGAAACGGGAGGAUUCAACUGGCGCUUUCCCCUAGCCUUCCAACUUAUCUUCAUCAUCAUGUUGGUCGCCUGUCUGCCGUUCUUCCCCGAAUCGCCACGCUGGCUGGCCAAGAUGGGGCGAGUCGACGAAGCGCGUCGCAUCCUCUCUCGAUUGCGCGAGCAGGACGUCGAAGUCGAGCGCGAGCUGCAGGAGAUUCUCGCCGUAGCCAGGGUGGAGCGUGUUCGUCAAGGAAACGGCGAGGACGGCUUCCUUCAUAUGUUGUGGACGUCGGACGGCAAGCUUCAUAUCCGACGCAGGAUCAUCCUUGUCGUGUGGCUCCAGAUCUUGCAAGAGCUGGCCGGAAUCGGAGUCAUCACGGUCUACGCUCCUACCGUCUUCCGGUCGGGCGGGUUCAGCGAUACACUCGCUCGCCUGCUCUCUGGAUUCAACGAUGUGUCGUACAUGUUCUCAGUCCUGAUCGCCGUCUUCCUUCUCGACCGUACCGGUCGCCGCAAGACGCUCUACUGGGGCAACAUCGUCAUGGGGAUCUGCCUGUUCAUCGCCGGCGUCGCAGCCAAAUACUCACUCCAAUACGGCGCUGAGUCGGCGACACCCGAUCUGGCGCUUGCCAAGCGAUGGGGCGCUGCUCUCGCAGCCAUGGUCUUCCUCUACACGGCCACAUUCGGCGCCACCUGGCUCAGCGUCCCCUGGCUGUAUCCAACCGAGGUGUUCCCCUUGUUCAUCCGUGCCAAGGGCGGAAGCUGGUCCGUGUUCGGUUGGAGUAUCGGCAAUGGCAUCGUGACCGAGAUCACGCCGUUCUUGUUCAACGCGAUCAGCUACAACACUUUCUUCCUCUUUGGAGCACUCAACUUCUUCUGCCUGCCCUUCGUGUGGGCCUUCUACCCCGAGACGAGCUGUCGUUCGCUCGAGUCGAUCGACGAGCUGUUCGAGUCCGAUUCAGCGUUCAUCGCUUUCGACAAGCGACUCACGCAAGUCAGAAGAGAGAGCCUCGACGAGACGCACAAAGCCUGA
This is a messenger RNA of Kalmanozyma brasiliensis GHG001, 1728 nucleotides long. RefSeq names its product General substrate transporter. Gene Ontology annotation, biological process: carbohydrate transport; transmembrane transport. The record is from RefSeq and is a predicted model, not a curated record. Bases 1 to 1728 code for a protein of 575 amino acids. NCBI's taxonomy places the organism in Eukaryota, Fungi, Basidiomycota, Ustilaginomycetes, Ustilaginales. Gene Ontology annotation, molecular function: carbohydrate:proton symporter activity. The transcript has 6 exons. Gene Ontology annotation, cellular component: membrane.